Beta vulgaris subsp. vulgaris (sugar beet) is the source of this 594-nucleotide messenger RNA. RefSeq names its product 3'-5' exonuclease-like. Gene Ontology annotation, cellular component: cytoplasm; nucleus. Gene Ontology annotation, biological process: nucleobase-containing compound metabolic process. Gene Ontology annotation, molecular function: nucleic acid binding; 3'-5' exonuclease activity. The transcript has a single exon. Bases 1 to 594 code for a protein of 197 amino acids. NCBI's taxonomy places the organism in Eukaryota, Viridiplantae, Streptophyta, Magnoliopsida, Caryophyllales, Amaranthaceae. The record is from RefSeq and is a predicted model, not a curated record.
AUGUAUACCAAAAGUAUAGUAACUUUUGGUGGGGCAAACAUAGUCACAACUUUGACAGACAAGGAAGAAGUGAUAGAUGACUGGGUGGCAGAGAUUUUGCCACGUUACAUCGCCGAUGACAAAUCAACGGUGGUGGGACUAGACAUAGAGUGGAGGCCUCAUGAAAUAUCAUCAAUGAGCAACAAAUCAGCAACACUUCAACUAUGCAUUGACAACAAGUGUCUCAUAGUCCAACUUUUUUACUUGGACUAUCUGCCUCAGUCUCUUAAGAACUUCAUGGGCUGGCCCAAAUUUACUUUUGUUGGGGUUGAAGUAGAUGAUGAUGUGGCUAAGCUUAAGGAUGAGUAUGGGCUGAUUUGUGCUACUAGCAAGGAUAUCCAGGCCCAUGCUUUAGCCCGUUGGCCCAUGAGAUGGUAUCGAAAGCCCGGUCUGAAGGUUCUUGCUCGUAAUGUCGUGGGCCUUUAUAGGGCUAAGCCCAGGCAUGUUUGCAAGAGUGAUUGGCAAGCUAGGGUGUUUAGUAAGGAGCAAGUGGAGUAUGCUUGUAUUGAUGCUUAUGCUUCUUAUAAGAUUGGCUACAAGUUGUUUAUGGGGUGA